GUGUUUGGAAUUUUCGCACCGGCUUGCUGAACCGUUCUUAGUUCUAAGGCAAGACAGCUAAAUAGCUUGAAGUUUUGCUGUUUCGCACAACCGUGCACAUUUACCUUUCGGAAAAGUACCAGAAAACCGCAGCUUAUGAGAUGAAACGAUCUUUGCGAAGAGUUGGACGUGAUCAAGUUCACAAGAGGAUCCCUGAUAACGUAUCGCUUCGGACAUCCACCGGAACAAAUUAAUCGUAGGAUGAAACAAAAGUGCAGUGUAGUGCGGUGCUAAAAUCAAAAGAAUAAAUUGCAGUCUUUAGAUUAUAUUUCCAAUAAAUUUGUGCAGCGUAAUAACAAACCAGACAAGAAUUUAAUCAGUCCAAAAAGAGAAAAGCUCUGAUAUUUCCAAAAUGGGAAACGGUACAAAGUAUCGCCGACGGGAGUCUAAGAAUAAAAGGAACCAGUGUUUCGGCAUGAAGAUUCGAACUAACAGUGGUAUUUGAAGCACGUUUUUCUGAUUACACAUGACCUCGCAUCCACAACAGAAUAAGAAUUCGGAGGAAAAUAGGACAAAUUAGGGGAAUCGAAUCACUAAUAAUUUGAGUGGAGUCAGAGUUUAUCGGAUGUAUCCCAUUGCGCAAAACCACUCAUCUCUCCCGAAUAAGCUAUAAAAACAAUAAGGGGUGGUCGAGAGGGUGGUGUUGGGAGAAAAUGGGAGGGGUCGGUUGAUACCCCUGUUAAAGCCGACCGUGCAUGAAACGGAUGUGGAAGUGGGCUUCGAUGGUGAAGCUAGCCAUUGCACCCAACCUUUCCCGAUCGGUUGCAGAGGACAGAAAGGGAGCAAGCUCUACUUUCUAGAAACCGCGGAUGCUAACCAGUCUCCGGAACUAAUGAAAGACCCUGCUACGAGUAUUACAACGAAUUUCGAUAAAGAGAGCAAAUCCAAGACUCCGAAUUAACAAUUUUCCAAGUCGAGCUACUACUCCCCCGCGUACCCCUCGAAUCGUUGGGUCAAGUGUCUCCUCAACCUGAAACCCUCGUUUUCUCGAGAAAGAUCCCUCGAGUAGUAGAGUGAUAUAACCAAACUGAAUUUCCUCCUGAGUAAAAAAGUAGAAUGCUGGGUCGCAGAUACCCAAACUUUAUUCGCAAGGGUUUUUACGAUUUCGAAUCUGAAAGGAUGCAGAGCGACUGACUAUGUAAAGGAUUAGCAAGAGGAGGGGCUGAGCCCCAGGAAUAGGGUUCGUCAAAUUUAAUCCUGAGGGUAUAGACAAUUCUUCAAGAAUAUCCUGAAUUCAAUUUCUAUAGCUACAGUUUUCAGUGAAAACGAAAAGUUGAAGGUAAGAAAAGAUUGUUGGAAAAGGACUAACGAACUGAAGAAACUGUCUUCCGGUGAAGUCGUGAUGCAGUCACUCGAGGAGCUUUACUUUUCGACAGAGUUUCCUCUGAAUUUGACACCAUCAUUGAUUGUGACGAACGAGAGUUUUUGGGGAAACUUCUCAAACUCAACAGACUUGGAAGACCGAAAUCAAUUUAUUUUGCCAUGGUGGCGUCAAAUGAUCUGGACCUUGCUAUUCGCGGGAAUGAUCGUGGUCGCGGCGGGUGGCAAUCUGAUUGUGAUUUGGAUCGUGUUAGCUCACAAGAGGAUGCGGACUGUUACUAAUUAUUUUUUGGUGAACCUGAGUAUUGCGGACGCGAUGGUGUCGACGCUGAAUGUCACCUUUAAUUAUAUCUACAUGCUCAACAGUCAUUGGCCUUUUGGUAAUUUGUAUUGCAAAAUCAGCCAGUUCAUCGCGGUACUUACCAUCUGUGCGAGCGUCUUUACGCUCAUGGCCAUCUCGUUUGAUAGGUGA
Messenger RNA from Belonocnema kinseyi, 1831 nucleotides. Its product is annotated as tachykinin-like peptides receptor 99D. Gene Ontology annotation, biological process: G protein-coupled receptor signaling pathway. NCBI's taxonomy places the organism in Eukaryota, Metazoa, Arthropoda, Insecta, Hymenoptera, Cynipidae. The record is from RefSeq and is a predicted model, not a curated record. Bases 1382 to 1831 code for a protein of 149 amino acids. The transcript has 2 exons. Gene Ontology annotation, molecular function: neuropeptide Y receptor activity; tachykinin receptor activity. Gene Ontology annotation, cellular component: plasma membrane.